Spinacia oleracea (spinach) is the source of this 868-nucleotide messenger RNA. Its product is annotated as peptide methionine sulfoxide reductase-like. Gene Ontology annotation, cellular component: cytoplasm. Gene Ontology annotation, molecular function: peptide-methionine (S)-S-oxide reductase activity. Bases 71 to 646 code for a protein of 191 amino acids. The record is from RefSeq and is a predicted model, not a curated record. Lineage: Eukaryota; Viridiplantae; Streptophyta; Magnoliopsida; Caryophyllales; Amaranthaceae. The transcript is spliced from 2 exons. Gene Ontology annotation, biological process: cellular response to oxidative stress.
AGAAAAUCCAAAAUCUACCUUACCUUCACUCUCGCUAACCCUUGAACCAUUCACAAAUCCCACACCAAAAAUGGCAAACCCCGAAACCAACAACCCAGCAAUGGACCCAGAUUCUGACAGCCCGGACCAACCAGGUUUGGAACUUGCACAAUUCGGAGCCGGGUGUUUCUGGGGUGUGGAGCUAGCUUUCCAGAGGAUUGAAGGUGUUGUCAAAACUGAAGUUGGGUAUUCUCAGGGUCAUCAUCCUGACCCGAAUUACAAGCUUAUUUGCGCCGGAAAUACAAACCAUGUUGAAGUGGUUCGGGUUCAUUUUGACCCUAAUGUUUGCCCCUUUACUAACCUUCUUGAUCUCUUUUGGUCCCGCCAUGAUCCUACCACCCUCAACCGUCAGGCUGGUGAUGUAGGAACUCAGUAUCGAUCAGGGAUAUACUACUACAAUGAGACUCAAGCACGUCUAGCUCAGGAAUCGAAGGAAGCCAAGCAGUUGGAGCUCAAAAACAGGAAUAUUGUAACUGAGAUUCUACCAGCUAAGAGAUUUUACCGGGCAGAGGAAUACCACCAGCAGUAUCUGGCUAAGGGUGGCCGUUUCGGUGAUGGACAGUCCGCUGCAAAGGGGUGCACUGAUCCCAUCAAAUGCUAUGGCUGAUACCAGAUACGGUUUCUAUCUUGAAACUUGUAUUCAUAUGUUUGAUCUUUAAAUCUUAUGACCGAGCUCAACAAAUUGUAUCUUGUUGAGUGGAUAAUAAACUGAGCAGUAUAGUUGAGAUUUCUUGUUAAGCAAAGACUGAUUAUAGCAUGAAAUCUAUUUACAUGUAUCCUGAAUCCUGAUGAGUAAAUUCAUAACAAUUGUAUUUUUCGUUCUUGGUAA